UUUCUUAUUAUCAAAAAGAAUAAUAGCUUAUGCUUGAUUAAUAAUGCUCAAAAAUAUAAUAAGCACAGCUUCAAGAAUGCCUUUAUACUGUCUGCCUCAGAUGAAUUCUCAGAGAAGUUUGCUAUAUACAAGAUUCUUUUAUUACUUGAUUUCUUUUCUAAGUAUAAUUAA
Messenger RNA from Cryphonectria parasitica EP155, 171 nucleotides. RefSeq lists its product as uncharacterized. The annotation marks the transcript as partial. The record is from RefSeq and is a predicted model, not a curated record. The transcript has a single exon. Lineage: Eukaryota; Fungi; Ascomycota; Sordariomycetes; Diaporthales; Cryphonectriaceae.